Molecule: messenger RNA, 941 nt
Organism: Trichomycterus rosablanca
Lineage: Eukaryota; Metazoa; Chordata; Actinopteri; Siluriformes; Trichomycteridae
Gene: mgmt
Product: O-6-methylguanine-DNA methyltransferase
Exons: 4
Coding region: 84-611 (175 amino acids)
Biological process (GO): DNA repair
Cellular component (GO): nucleus
Molecular function (GO): methylated-DNA-[protein]-cysteine S-methyltransferase activity
Source: RefSeq, a predicted model, not a curated record
AAAGCUCUGUAUGGAGAAUGCACUUUAAUUACUAGCUUCUGCAUGUAGCAUAUUAAGUUCCAUCCACAUUUAAUAACACAAAAAUGUGUUUGUGUGUUAGCAGUGAGUGUGCGUUGCAGUCUGUCUGUCUGGAGUCACCGGUGGGAGAGCUUCAGCUAAGUGGCUGUGAAAAAGGAAUACACACCAUUACCAUUAACAUAGAAACAGAGCACAGAAUAAUUUCUGACAAGACAGAGCUGAAGCCAGAGCUGCAGCGGUGUGUGCACUGGCUCCAGAGUUACUUCAGUUCUGCACAGUCAGUCAACUCUCUUCCCUUACCUGCCCUACACAACCCUCUAUUUCAGGGGGACUCCUUUACUGCUCAUGUGUUGCGAACUCUGCAAGAGAAAGUAAAAGUGGGCCAAACCAUCUCCUACAAGCAGCUCAGUGAGGUGGCAGGAAACCCGAAGGCCAUACGAGCAGUGGGCAGUGCUAUGAGGAGAAAUCCGAUUCCUCUGAUUGUGCCAUGUCAUCGCGUGCUGUGUAGCUCUGGUGAUAGUGGCAAAUAUAUGGGAGGGAGAGGAAACCAUGUUAAGCUGUGGCUGCUUUCUCAUGAGAAGCAGAAGGAUUAGACUCUGUUGUUUUCUUCUUUGUUGGUUACCAGAUUUAUAUUGUUUUACAGUUAGCCAUGAUAGUUUUAGUUUAUUAAAGCUAAUUUAGUGUUUAUGUGUUCAGCAAACUAACGCAAACCACUCUUUAUUUACUCUCUCGGUUCAACCAAGGGUGUUAUAUAGUUUGGAGUUUUUUACACUAUUGUUAGUACAUACAGGGGUUGGACAAAAUAACUGAAACACCUGGUUUUAGACCACAAUAAUUUAUUAGUAUGGUGUAGGGCCUCCUUUUGCGGCCAAUACAGCGUCAGUUCGUCUUGGAAAUGACAUAUACAAGUCCUGCACAGUGGU